Messenger RNA from Astyanax mexicanus (Mexican tetra), 1174 nucleotides. RefSeq names its product transmembrane protein 174 (gene tmem174). The record is from RefSeq and is a predicted model, not a curated record. The transcript is spliced from 2 exons. Lineage: Eukaryota; Metazoa; Chordata; Actinopteri; Characiformes; Acestrorhamphidae. The coding region runs from base 105 to 962 and encodes 285 amino acids.
UGACUGAAUAGAUACAGCCCAGAGGACAAAAGCUGGUGGCAAAACAAACAACACGGCUUGCAUGAAUCCUUCUUCAGUAGGGCAACGUUAAACAGGCUGCACGAAUGAAACGCUACAGUGUUCAAGAUCUUUGGAAGAACCUAACCGGGGGUCAGUCUCAGGAGGCCAGCGCUGGUGCCGGCCCGUCUGAACCCAACAACGGCGUUGAUGUCAGCACUGUGACCCAAACCACCAGACCAAACCCUGACGAUUUCGCCAUGAAUGUGGUUUCAGUGGUGCCGGCUCAGCCGCCCGGCCAUCCGGAGGGUCAGGUAUCUGACGGAGACAAAGCAGGCGCUGCGCUACUUUUCUCUGGCGUCUUCCUGAGUCUGGUAGGGAUGACUUUCACCGCCAUGGGUUGGAUCAACUACGAGAUCAGUAACAACUUCGAGUGGACGCAACUGCUUGGGCCCAUCCUGCUGUCUGUAGGGGGCACAUUCGUGAUCAUCAGCAUCUGCAAGUUUCGGAUGUUCUCCUGCCAAAACUGUAAGAUCCAAACGGAUGAAGGAAUGCCCGAGGUUGACCUGCCUCCACUAUCAGGACCCUCUUUUGUCUUCUCUGCAGUCAAUCAGCCAAUCACCUUCCACAGGGCCACUGUGGUGCAGUAUAUCCCACCCCCGUAUACCUCCUCGGCCAUGCCGAGCAGAGGCAUGGGCUCAAUGGCUGGACUUCAACCCAGCCAUCAGCCGCUGGCUGUUACAGUGAGCACACCACCACAUUAUUACAGCAUAUACCCAAUGGAAAACGCAGCUUUCUCUGGAGAUGAUGAAACGCAUGAGGCAAUGACAGAAAGGAUGGAAGCCAGGAUCCUGAGUCAGAGGGGAGAUGUGGAGGAAGAGAAAGCAGGAGCUUCAGAUAACAACGCUCCACCCAAAUAUGAGGAUCUUUAUCACAACACACCAUGCGACAGUUCUUCCAGAUAAAAAAAAUGAUAAUAAUAAAAAGACACUAAAGUUCGUACAAGUUUCAUCUGCAUCUGAAACUUAACAUGGAGCAAAGAAUGCUUUUAAUGUUGUGAUUCAUCUGCAACAUCUGCUGGCGGAUGUUACAUAGUUACCCCAGGUAAUUCUGAACAGUAAUAAUAAUAAUUAAAAAAAAUAUGCAGUUAUACAAUAAACAGCAUGUUGUCACUGGU